Messenger RNA from Xenopus laevis (African clawed frog), 3724 nucleotides. RefSeq names its product limbic system associated membrane protein L homeolog (gene lsamp.L). The transcript has 9 exons. NCBI's taxonomy places the organism in Eukaryota, Metazoa, Chordata, Amphibia, Anura, Pipidae. Gene Ontology annotation, cellular component: plasma membrane. Bases 419 to 1510 code for a protein of 363 amino acids. The record is from RefSeq and is a predicted model, not a curated record.
CUCUGUCUCUAUUUCUCUCUCCCCCUCCCAUCUGCUCUCCCUCAUCCAUCUCCCUCUCUGUACAUGGGAAAGUGGGUUAGUGAAGGAGUCCUGUGUAAGAUUCACAUCCAGGCUCAGCAGCCUCAGCAAUAGCAGCACCCGGCUCUGCUCCCACCACCCUGGGCUUGGUUCUGCUCCAGUGAAUGGGGUGCUGAAGGCAAUAAGGCACUUGGGCUAUGGAAAACUGCUGGGAGAUGUUUUUGUAGAGAUCCUGGAAUUGGAUAAAAAAAAAAACAGUGGGAAUUCAAGGACUUCAUGGUUGAUCAUUUUCCCUGGACCAUUUUAUCCUCGUGAAGUUUUUUUUGGUGCAAGUUUAUAUUUUUUUAAGGGUAUUUUUUUUAUUUUUUUUGUGGUUGGUUUUGAUUUGAAAAUUGGAACCAUGGUUGGGAGAUCUCAAUCAGACAGGAAUCAGCUGCCCCUGUUUCUUCUCAGACUGCUCUGCCUUCUUCCCACAGGGCUGCCGGUUCGCAGCGGGGAUUUUAACCGGAGCACCGACAACAUGACCGUCCGGCAAGGGGAUACCGCCAUUCUCAGAUGUUUUGUGGAAGACAAGAGCUCCAAAGUGGCUUGGCUUAACCGUUCUGGUAUCAUCUUUGCUGUAGAUGACAAAUGGUCCCUUGACCCAAGGGUAGAGUUGGAGAAAAGAAGCCCGUUUGAAUACAGCCUCCGCAUUCAGAAAGUAGACGUCUCCGAUGAGGGCCCCUACAUUUGCUCUGUGCAGACGAACCAGCACACAAAGACCAUGCAGGUGUAUCUUAUUGUGCAAGUUCCACCAAAGAUCUCCAACAUUUCUGCAGACAUCACUGUGAACGAGGGCAGCAAUGUGACGCUGAUGUGCAUUGCCUAUGGACGCCCAGAACCUAUGAUUACCUGGAGACAUCUCACCCCAACAGCCAGAGAUUUUGAAGGGGAGGAAGAAUUUCUGGAAAUUCAGGGGAUCACCAGAGAGCAGUCUGGGAGAUAUGAGUGCAAAGCGGCCAAUGAGGUAGCGUCUGCUGAUGUGAAGCAAGUCCGCGUCACUGUGAACUAUCCCCCCAUUAUCACCGAAUCCAAUAGCAACGAAGCAACGACUGGCAAGCAAGCCAUCCUCCGAUGCGAGGCCUCUGCUGUCCCUGCUCCUGAUUUUGAGUGGUACAAAGAUGAUACAAGGUCUCGCAGAAUAAACAGUGCCCAGGGCCUGGAGAUACGCAACACCGGAAGCCGAUCCGUACUUAUGGUGGCCAACGUGACUGAGGAGCACUACGGAAACUAUACCUGCGUGGCUGCUAACAAGCUUGGGAUCACCAACACAAGCCUAUAUCUCUACAAGCGGGUCUCGCCCACAAAACCCAUGUCCUCCUCAGAGAGAGGCAGCAACGUGCAUUACAAGUUUAAAGUAGGACCCGGGACGCCGAUAGACAAUGCUACGAGCCUGGCUGCAUCUCUUUGGCUAAUGGCAAACAUCCUCCUCUGCUUAUUCUGCACAUGUUAAUAUAAUAAAUAUAUACAAGAAAAAAGAAAAAAAAAAGAAAACACAAAAAAAGUAAUAUGGGAGAGAAGGAGAGAGAGAGAGAGACUGAACUGUUUCCUUUAAUAAAGUGUCACAAAAUGGGAAAAAAUAUAUAUAUAUAACAAUACGAGAAGACCAGAAAUUGUUUCAUUCGAUAAGGAAUCAGAUCAACGUUCGAGAAGAAAGGACUGAAUUCUGUUUGAAGAAACACAAAAUGCUGAGAACAUUGAAAAGCUGUAAAAAAUCAGUUUAUUUUUCCUUGUCUAUUUUUUUUUUCCCUCUCGGUUCUUUUCACGUAAUAGUCUAAUUUUGUCGUUCCAAGACUCUCUCUCGCUCGUUCCCAACGGACUCAAUGCUAACCCUGGUUUCUGGUGUCCCUUUGCCCCGUGGUGUAGGAGACGAGUCAAUAGACAACCCUUCUUGUAGCUUUGGGCAUUUCCUCGUCAAUAGGUAAAGUAAGUGUCAUAACUGGAGGACACCCUAUGAACCAUCAGCGCAUUUUCUCUUAAUGAAUCUAACAAAUUGGGCCAACACUUGUAGAAAUGAGGUCUUUUGCUAACUGAAUACCUGUCUGGCUUCAGAUAACGUUGGACUGGUAUCACAUCUGUGAGUAACGUCCGUUGAGUUGGCUUUCCUCCAUGUGACACCUACUUUUCCUCUUGCGUCUAGAGGUUAUUUUCUACUUUAAACCCUUUGCCCCUCCCCGCCACCUUCACAGCACAUGGCCUUCAGAUUGUAUGAGGUCGUAUGAUGUCACAAUGGGUUUCAUACCACUUAACAUGCUUGAUCUAUGUAUUCUAGAGAAAGACAGGCAAUUCGCUAUGUAUCAUACAACAAAAAAACACCAGCACACCCAGGGUAAAGCGAGGGGCAAAGGGAUCAAAAGGUUUCGGGGCUCAAACUUUUACAGGGAUUGCUUUCUUUGCCUGCUUUUGUGUGCGUGUGAGUGUGUGCAAGGCUUGCCGUAGGGACUAACACAUAUCACAACCAACAGGGUUUUGUUCAUGCUGCAACCAUUUUUGCAUGAAGCAGUGGUGAACACUGUUAUAGGCACUAAGUGACCAAUCACAGAAAUAGCCAUAAGGAACUUGGUCACGUGAUUUACAUUGACUCACUCCAAUCAGAGUUCUCAGUGGGCAAACCAUCAUUUCUUACCUUCAAGUUGGCUUAAUACAUCCGACUAUCUGAAAUUUUCCAUGUCAAACCCAACUGGAUGAUGGUGUUCUACAAGAAUCCUUAGCUGGGCAGUUUGGGAGGACCACUAGCGAGGGUUUCUAAUCUCAGCUUCAGCAAGCCAUGGAAUAUCCCUACAGGAACACUGAUAGAUCACACCAAAACUCAGAUCGAGAUACCUAUAGUACCAAUCCACCCAUGGGCUUGUAUGAAUCUCCGUGACGCACAGUUUGAGUACGUGGAAAUCACUGAUUUAGGGUAUAAAAUACAAGUAUAUAGAGUGGAUAAGGUAUUAUGUCUUAUUGUGGUGUUAAUUAUAUAAUAAUUACUGCAUAGGCCUUCACCUCUUCUUAACAUUGUUCCUCUAACUGUAGUAUGUUAUCAUGAAUACAAAGAGGAGGCAUGCAUGGCUGUUUUUGUUCUGAAUAUGAGUCAAUCAAAAUAGAGUUAUCAUUGGGUUGGAGGGUCCUAGAACUUUAAAGACCCGACAGAUAAAAAAAAAAAAAAGGAUUUCAACCUCAGUUGACUUGCUUUUCUAUGGUCUAUGAUAAGGUACCACUUUUUGUGAUUAGGCAAUAGCCCUCCAUUAAAGCAGUUAUUUAUGUAUAUUAUAAAUAAUCUCAAGAACUAAAUUUGUGCUAUACCUGUAAAGACGACUCUUCUCCUUUCUUCUUCUUUAUCUCCUGAAGUAGGAAUGGAAAUAUCUCAUAAUAGUAGGGGAUCUCUGGUGUCCUUCAUCGAUCUUGGAGACCCACCAACUAAAGGCACCACCCUAGAGAGCAUUCUCCUAUACACCACAUGUAUGCUCUACGGUGCAUGAUCCAAAUGUUUAUAGACACUGUUGUCCCAAAAGGAGAUCAUGCUAUCAUAAUCUGAGUUGUUCUUGCUGCAAAGCUUGAGAUACCCCUUGGCAUAACUUUGGCUACAAAAUGUGUUUCUUUUCCUUUUUUUUCUUUCUUUUUUGGAGUAUUUGAUAUUUGAAUUGUUCCAUUUAUCAUAAUACAUUAAAUUCAUUGAUGUGUA